UUAGUUGACAUGACUUUUACUAACAGGUCUUAUGGCACAAAAUUAUAUCCAGCUCUUCCCACAUAGCUAUUCCCACCCACUGCAUUUAUUAACCAGAAAUCCUUCUAAAUGUUAUCUAGUAGCAUGAAUUAAGCAGUUGUGUUUUGCAGAUCAUGUUCUUUAGCUUGCUCUUUCAUUUCCUCUUAUUCAACAUUAUCACAUUAUGUUCCUCUUCUUAUGUGCUUUUCCUCUCCACAAAGCUCUUUAAACAGCUGCAAAGGGGGAGGGACCACUAUGCUUAUGAAAACUCCACUUUGCAGAAUGCUUCUGCCAGGUCCUACUGUCUGUCUCUUUCCAGGGAUUUAAUACCUCCAAGAUCCAGGUUUGCUUUUACAUCUCUUCCUUGUGCAACCCUGACAACAGAGCCUACUGCCAGCUGUCUUAAUUGAAGAACAGUAAUCCACCUCUUCUUCUUGUUGCCAUGAGGAAUGCAUACACCCUCUUUCUCUUUGUAGUGGGCUCCUAUUAUUUUAACGACCAGAGUCUUCCAAUUUGUUCCUGUGCCUGCAACUCUUUCCUCGUCUCCUGUGACAAUGAAGAGAAAAGUCACACCCAGACUCCCUCCAUUUAGAUCUUUGAAACAUUUUUCCUGUGUUAUUAAGAAGGAAGCACCGCAGCAGAUGCUGAAGAAAAGCUAAUGAACCACCUACUGAGUCCUGACAGGUACAAUAAGUUAAUUCGCCCGGCUGUCAACUCAUCCCAGUUGGUAUCUAUAGAACUGCAGGUUUCCUUGGCACAGCUCAUCAGCGUGAAUGAACGGGAGCAGAUCAUGACUACAAAUGUCUGGCUGAACCAGGAGUGGAUUGAUUAUCGUUUGGCUUGGAAGCCCUCUGACUAUGAAGGAAUAAAUACGCUGAGAAUACCUGCAAAACACAUCUGGCUGCCAGACAUUGUGCUUUACAAUAAUGCCGAUGGCACGUACGAAGUUUCACUGUACACAAAUGUAAUUGUACAGAAUAAUGGAAGCAUUCGCUGGUUGCCUCCAGCCAUUUACAAGAGUGCCUGCAAGAUCGAGGUUAAGCAUUUCCCAUUUGAUCAACAAAACUGCACCUUAAAGUUCCGGUCUUGGACAUACGAUCAUACAGAAAUUGAUAUGGUACUAAAAACUUCCAUGGCAAGCAUGGACGACUUCACACCCAGUGGAGAAUGGGACAUUGUAGCACUCCCUGGAAGAAGGACUGUAAAUCCUUUGGAUCCCAAUUAUGUCGAUGUGACAUAUGACUUCAUUAUUAAAAGGAAACCUCUUUUCUAUACCAUCAAUCUUAUCAUUCCCUGUGUGCUAAUUACUUCCUUAGCCAUCCUGGUGUUCUACUUGCCUUCAGACUGUGGUGAAAAAAUGACCUUAUGCAUAUCUGUGUUGCUUGCCUUGACUGUGUUCUUACUGCUGAUCUCCAAAAUUGUCCCUCCAACAUCUUUGGAUGUUCCGCUGAUUGGGAAGUACCUCAUGUUUACAAUGGUUCUAGUCACCUUCUCAAUAGUUACCAGUGUCUGCGUACUCAAUGUCCACCACAGAUCUCCAAGUACUCACACUAUGCCUCCUUGGGUAAAACUGGUUUUCCUUGAAAGACUCCCAGCCUAUCUGUUCAUGAAGCGUCCAGAAAAUAAUUCUCCACGGCAAAAGCUGUGCAACUGCAAAAAGACAAGAGCAGAGAAUCUUUCCAUGGACCCAGCCGUCUUGUACAAGAACUCUACCUACUUUGUGAACACAGCUUCUGCCAAAAAAUAUGAUAUGAAAAUCACUGAGACUCUUGACAAUGUCAGCAACCAUCAAGAUUUCAGGCUAAGAACAGGCAUGAAAUUUUCUCCUGAAGUCCAAGAAGCAAUUGAUGGAGUCAGUUUUAUAGCAGAGCACAUGAAAAGUGAUGACAACGACCAAAGUGUCAUUGAAGAUUGGAAGUAUGUUGCCAUGGUAGUGGACAGGCUGUUUCUCUGGAUAUUUGUCCUUGUUUGUGUCCUGGGGACUGUUGGAUUAUUUCUGCAGCCACUUUUUCAAAACCACAUUGCUGCCGUGAACCCUUAGUUGUUAUUUAAAAUUGUCAAUGCCUACAUAGAUGCUGGGUUUCUUUUGGCUCUGUUUCCUCUCUGUCAAAUCCGGACUGAUGUCAGCCGAGUUGCUCUCACAUCAGAUUUAUGGUAGGGAUGUGGAAAGUAGAACUUGACUUGCUAGAUUAUUGUGAUAGGAAAAAAUCCAAAAACAUUUCUUUUUUUUUUUUUUCCAACAAGUUCAGUUCUUCUGGUGGCAUCUUGGCCCUUUUUUCAAUUAUUUGACAUCUGAACAUUACAGAGAAAGGCAUUUACUGUACGAUAUGCCAGCUUGGCUCACAGGGAUUAUUUAUUAAAAGGAAUUUUAUAUACAUUGCUUCAGGAAAGCCAUUUUCUUUCCUUAGAAUACUGCACUGUCCAUACUUCAAAGAAGGUAUUUAGUUCUUUCAAAUGCAUCAAACUAUUUGUGUCUGAUUUAUAAAGAGCUUGACAGGUGGAAUCACUGUUUAGCUGCUCUGAGUGUGAUAUUUAAGACCGAACUGGGAAACAGAGCCACUUCUGAGGUAACCACUAAUAGGUUUCUCAUCUUGCCAUCUCUGCUACUAGAUCAAACAGCAGAGGCUAAAUUAACAUAUCAUUAACAAAUGUUUAUAUGCUUUGUUCAGUGAUAAAAUAUAAAUAAAAUGUAAAAUUUCUCCUCCUUUA
Anas platyrhynchos (mallard) is the source of this 2727-nucleotide messenger RNA. RefSeq names its product cholinergic receptor nicotinic beta 4 subunit (gene CHRNB4). Lineage: Eukaryota; Metazoa; Chordata; Aves; Anseriformes; Anatidae. Gene Ontology annotation, biological process: monoatomic ion transmembrane transport. Gene Ontology annotation, molecular function: acetylcholine-gated monoatomic cation-selective channel activity; transmembrane signaling receptor activity. Gene Ontology annotation, cellular component: postsynaptic membrane. The record is from RefSeq and is a predicted model, not a curated record.